Rhipicephalus sanguineus (brown dog tick) is the source of this 1289-nucleotide messenger RNA. Its product is annotated as AH receptor-interacting protein. The coding region runs from base 199 to 1176 and encodes 325 amino acids. The record is from RefSeq and is a predicted model, not a curated record. The transcript has a single exon. NCBI's taxonomy places the organism in Eukaryota, Metazoa, Arthropoda, Arachnida, Ixodida, Ixodidae. Gene Ontology annotation, molecular function: peptidyl-prolyl cis-trans isomerase activity; protein binding.
UUAUUUUGAGUUUAUAGAGACGUCCGCUCUAAACGUUCUGUUCGUUCAUGUUUUUGUGCGCAUCAGCCGGUGGGGCAUUUACUUAGGCAAGUGUGUCACAUCUGAAAGAAACAACAUGAUCAACUGUUUCCACGAGCUGCUCCGGAUCUUGUUCAAGUGACGUUUUGAGCGCGGUAGGUGCUACUCUCGCUUACAAACAUGAACCCAGCGAUAUCGAAGUUCGUUCAGAAAAAGGUCGUCUACCCCGGUAUCGGCGAGAUCCCCCGCUUCGAGAAAGGUGCCAAGUGCACGUUUCACUUUUGCGUGAAGCGCCUGAGCACCGACGAAGACGAUCCGGACGGCAUUAUCGACGACAGCCGCAAGCUUGGUCGCCCCAUGGAACUGCUCAUAGGCAAGGAGUUCAAACUUCCCAUCUGGGAGCAGUGCGUAAAAUCCAUGAAGGUUAAGGAGGUUGCCGAGUUCACGAUAAACAAAUGUUUGCUGGACAACUACACGCUCGUUUCGCAAAGCUACCGAGCCUUCGCUGGCGUCGGGAAGCCACACAAGCGCCGAUGUUGCGGCAUGAUGGAGGAGAAAUUCACCACUGGUCACGAAGACCUCGAUAAGUUAACUGAGAAACUCGUGGACUUAUCAUGUACCUUCGAACUGCUCAAGGUGGAAGAGCCGGGCGAAUACGAAAAGGACGUCUGGGCGAUGACGGCCGAAGAGAGGCUGGGUGCCGUACCUUCGCUGAAGGAGCAGGGCAAUCGAGCUUUUCAAGCGGGCGACAUGGACACAGCCAUGAACAAGUACAGGGAAGCCCUAGAGCACUUGGAAAACUUGCUGCUUCGCGAGAAACCGGGUGACGAAGAGUGGAACGAGUUGUACAAGAUGAAAGUGCCGAUUCUCCUGAACUACUCGCAGUGCCUCCUUAACCGGGGCGAAUACUACGAGGUCAUACGUCACACUUCCGAAGUGCUCAGCAAGGAUCCCAACAACGCCAAGGCCCUGUUUCGGCGGGCAAAGGCCUACUUCGGCUCUUGGAGUCCCAACGAGUGUCGCGCGGAUCUGCUGAAACUUCAGGAGGCCGACCCGUCCCUUUCGAAGGUUGUGAACACCGAGCUUAAGAAGCUCGAAGCGGAAGAGAAGAAAAAGAACAAAGAGGACAGUACCAAACUUAUGAGCAUGUUCAAGUGAGCAAGGGUGCCGUGCCUGUACGCGCAAGCAAGUUGAGAACUGCUGCGUGUGCGCAGAAAAGAGCUUUUCCCGCUAGUCGAGGUUGCAGAAAAUAAAUUUUUACUAUUUGUUAA